CUUCAAUGAAUUUGAUUCCAGCUCUCCUCGUGAUAACAUUCCAAAGCGUCACAAAUGGACAAAACCAGCAGCCUAUGUCUCGCCUCAACUUCUUUGAUAUCGAUUUGCUCCGGUAUUGUGCUGAAGAGCGGCGUGGUAACGUGAUGGUGUCUCCAGCCAGCAUUAAGGCAACACUAGCGAUGCUUCUUGAAGGCUCCCAGGGUGCCACAGAGGUCGAGAUCAGGAGCGCACUGAGAUUGGCGCCGACGAAAUCCGAGUAUAGAGAACAGCUGAAUCUGUUCUUGGAAGGUUUGAAGACGAACACCACUGGCGUAUUUUUACAAAACGCCAAUUCAGUUUUCGUGUCCGAUAAAUUGAAGAUGAAAAAAGAUUACGAGUCUUUGUUGAAAUCUGUCUACCUGGCGGACGUGUUCAAGAUGAAUUUCGGAGACAUCGACGGAUCAGUCAACACCAUCAACAAUUGGGUCUCGAAAAAGACCAACGGACUCAUUCCGGGCAUCGUUGAACCAGUGAACGUCAAUCCAUCAACGGAGAUUCUCCUAGCGAACGCGAUGUAUUUCAAGGGUAGCUGGCAGAAAUCGUUCGACCCCAAGGAGACAAGCGGCACGUGUUUCUACAACCAUGGCGUCUGCAAUAAAGUGCAGAUGAUGUCCAUGCGGGGUCAAUUCAAAUACGCCUACAGCGAGGAGUUGAGAGCGCACGCUAUCGACCUGCCUUAUGAGGGUGGCAGAUACUCCAUGGUCCUCCUGGUGCCAAUAGACCGUGAUGGCUGCGCGCCCCUCAUCAGGGACUUGCCAUAUAUGAGCCUGAACCAGAUCGUUAACGUUCUGGAGCCGUACGACGUCCAACUGACUAUGCCCAAGUUCACCAUAGACUACUCGGAAGAUAUGGUCGGCCCGUUGAUAAGCAUGCGCAUCAGCACUCUGUUUGCAUCGUCAUCAAACCUGUCUGGGAUCUUCGACGGUGACUCUCCUUACAUCAACAGCAUGUACCACAAGGUGCACAUGACUGUCGAUGAGCAGGGUACUGUGGCGGCUGCGGCCACCGCGGCUAUGGUGGUGCCUCUCAUAGAGGACGGGGUUCAGCUUCGCGUGGACCGUCCGUUCGUUUUCUUCAUCAGGGACAACGAGCUGCGAGUCGUUCUGUUCGAAGGAAGGAUUGAGGAACCUACGCCAUUUGUAGACGCUUCUCCAGCGAAAGCACCAACCCCAGUGGCGCCUCCACCUGCCCAGAUGAUGCCAUCAGGCCCACCAGCGCCAGUAGCCCCGCUGGCGCCACCAUCCAAACCAGUACCAGAGCCAGUCACAAGAAAACUGGUGCAGCGCCAAUGA
Messenger RNA from Chilo suppressalis (striped riceborer), 1331 nucleotides. NCBI's taxonomy places the organism in Eukaryota, Metazoa, Arthropoda, Insecta, Lepidoptera, Crambidae. The record is from the annotation of a GenBank genome assembly.